Messenger RNA from Leptopilina boulardi, 3236 nucleotides. RefSeq names its product 116 kDa U5 small nuclear ribonucleoprotein component. Lineage: Eukaryota; Metazoa; Arthropoda; Insecta; Hymenoptera; Figitidae. Gene Ontology annotation, cellular component: U2-type catalytic step 2 spliceosome; U4/U6 x U5 tri-snRNP complex; cytosol. Bases 149 to 3088 code for a protein of 979 amino acids. The record is from RefSeq and is a predicted model, not a curated record. Gene Ontology annotation, molecular function: U5 snRNA binding; translation elongation factor activity; GTPase activity. The transcript is spliced from 7 exons. Gene Ontology annotation, biological process: mRNA splicing, via spliceosome.
GGGAAAUAUUUUGUGUUUGUGUUAAACAUAACCUACAAAUGUUAAUCGGCUUUUUUAGAUAAAAUUAAUAUUUUUCAUUAGAUUUAAAGGAUAUUAUUUAAAUAAACAGAUAAACAAUUUGAUUUUUCUUUAAGAUAAAAACCUAAAAAUGGAUGCAGAUCUUUAUGACGAAUUUGGUAAUUAUAUUGGUCCGGAUUUAGCAUCUGAAAGUGAAGAUGAAACUGAAUAUGGAAAUAUUGGAGACGAUGGAGAUGAUAGGGAUAGAUCCGAUGAGGAAAUGGAAGAGGACAAAGACGAUGUUCGCGAUCAAAUGGAACAAAAUUCAACGGCUGUUGUUUUACACGAAGAUAAACGAUAUUAUCCAAGUGCAUUAGAAGUUUAUGGACCACAGGUUGAAGUUCUUGUACAAGAAGAAGAUGCACAACCUCUUGAGAAACCAUUAGUUGAGCCAACAAAGAAACCAAAAUUUCAAUUAAAACAACAACAACUUCCUGAUACAUCGUACAAUAUAGAAUUUCUCGCCGAUAUGAUGGACGCUCCUCAUUUAAUACGUAAUGUUGUUUUACUAGGUCAUUUACAUCAUGGAAAAACAACGUUAGUCGAUUGUCUCGUGAGACAAACACAUCCGUAUAUUCAUUCAGUGACUGAUGAAAAACCAUUACGAUAUACUGAUACACUUUUUACCGAACAACAAAGAGGCGUUUCGAUAAAAGCAGCGCCAGUUACUCUUCUUUUACAAGACGUUAAAUCAAAAUCAUAUCUUUUAAAUAUUUUCGAUACACCGGGACAUGUGAAUUUUUCCGACGAAGCAACAGCUGCAAUUCGUCUAUCGGAUGGUGCUAUGUUAAUUGUCGACGCCGCCGAGGGAAUGAUGUUGAAUACUGAACGUUUAUUGAAACAUGCAAUACAAGAGAAAAUUGCCAUAACCGUUUGUAUCAAUAAAAUUGAUCGUCUAAUAUUGGAAUUGAAAUUACCACCAUUGGAUGCCUAUUAUAAAUUGAGACAUAUUGUCGAAGAUAUUAAUAAUAAAAUAGCCGAACAUUCAACAGAUGAAAAUCCUGGUUUUGUAUCGCCUGCAUUUGGCAAUGUUUGUUUUGCCAGUUCUGAAUAUAAUGUUUGUUUUACAUUAAAAUCAUUUGCUGCACUUUAUGCAAGACGUAGUCCAUCGGUUAAUGUCAAUGAAUUUGCCAAAAGAUUAUGGGGUGAUAUUUAUUUUAAUUCAAAAACACGAAAAUUCACCAAAAAACCAGCACACAAUACGGCACAACGAAGUUUCAUUGAAUUUAUUUUAGAGCCACUUUAUAAAAUUUUUGCACAAGUUGUUGGUGAUGUGGACUCAACUUUGCCUGGUGUUCUGGAUCAAUUGGGAAUUAGAUUGACAUCAGAAGAAAUGAAAAUGAACAUAAGACCACUGUUGAGAUUGGUUUGCACACGAUUUUUAGGCGAUAUGUCUGGAUUUGUUGACAUGUGCGUGAAUCAUAUUCCCAGUCCUCAUGAUCAUGCAGCUGUUAAAGUUCAACAUAUUUACACGGGACCGACUGACACUCCAUUAGCUUUGGAUAUGAUAAAUUGCGAUCCAGAUGGAAGAUUGAUGAUUCACAGUGCAAAAAUGUAUCCAACGGAAGAUUGUACAUUGUUUCAUGUAUUGGGACGAGUGAUGUCAGGCACACUUGAAGCUGGACAACGUGUACGUGUUCUUGGCGAAGCUUAUAGUCGCGUUGACGAGGAAGAUUCACGUGUACUCACUGUGGGACGUUUAUGGAUCAGUGAAGCACGUUAUUCCAUUGAAUUGAGUCGUGUACCAGCGGGAAAUUGGGUACUCAUUGAGGGUAUCGAUAAAUCAAUUGUUAAAACAAGUACAAUCACUGAUUUAACAAGUUCCGAUGAUUUAUACAUAUUCCGACCAUUAAAAUUCAAUACACAAAGUGUAAUAAAAAUAGCCGUUGAACCAGUGAAUCCAUCGGAAUUACCAAAAAUGUUGGACGGUUUGAGAAAAGUGAAUAAAAGUUAUCCACUUUUGGGUACAAGAGUCGAGGAAAGUGGUGAACACGUUGUUCUUGGUACUGGUGAAUUAUAUCUCGAUUGUGCAAUGCACGAUUUACGACGUAUGUAUUCGGAAAUUGAUAUUAAAGUCGCCGAUCCUGUUGUAUCGUUCGCUGAGACUGUUGUUGAGACAAGUUCAUUGAAAUGUUUCGCCGAAACACCAAAUAAAAAGAAUAAAUUGACAAUGAUUGCUGAACCAUUGGAGAAAGGAUUAGCCGAGGAUAUUGAAAAUGAAAAAGUCAAAAUCACCUGGAACAAGAAAAAAUUGGGUGAAUUUUUUCAAACCACCUACGAUUGGGAUUUACUUGCUGCGAGAAGUAUUUGGGCAUUUGGUCCAGAUGCAACUGGACCAAAUAUUCUUGUUGAUGACACUUUACCAUCAGAGGUGGAUAAAUCUUUACUGAAUAGUGCUCGCGAUGCAAUUGUUCAAGGAUUUCAAUGGGGCACACGAGAAGGUCCUCUUUGCGAGGAGCCAAUUCGUAAUGUGAAAUUUAAAAUUCUAGACGCAGUCAUUGCACAGGAACCAUUACAUCGGGGAGGUGGACAAAUAAUUCCAACGGCACGUCGUGUUGCAUAUUCGGCAUUUUUAAUGGCAACACCACGUCUUAUGGAACCUUAUCUUUUUGUUGAGGUUCAAGCGCCGGCCGAUUGUGUUUCUGCUGUUUAUACAGUUUUGGCAAAAAGACGUGGUCACGUGACACAGGACGCACCAGUCGCUGGUUCUCCUCUCUAUACAAUAAAAGCCUUUAUUCCGGCAAUUGAUAGUUUUGGUUUUGAAACUGAUUUAAGGACACACACUCAGGGACAAGCAUUUUGUCUCUCAGUGUUUCAUCAUUGGCAAAUUGUACCUGGUGAUCCACUUGACAAGAGUAUUACAAUUAGACCACUUGAACCACAGCCACCAACUCAUUUGGCACGUGAAUUUAUGUUAAAAACACGAAGACGAAAAGGAUUAUCCGAAGAUGUUUCAAUUAAUAAAUUUUUCGACGAUCCUAUGUUGUUGGAAUUGGCACGACAGGAUGUCCUUCUCAAUUAUCCCAUGUAAUAAUAUAUUGCAAUUUAUUUCCAAGUAUUGACUGUAAAUAUAUAUUAUGCAUUUUUAUCGCGGAAAAUUAACUUGUGCAUUUUUUUUAUCAGACGAUAAUAAAAAUUAUGUAUUACUUUUCGAAUAAAUUUUUCCAAUGAAAAAAAAA